AUGAUGAUCAUAGAGCUUGCUGAUGACAAGGGGAGAGUUCAAUGUGUUUUGUUUGAAGAGCAUGCCAAAUUUGUCACGGACUAUCUGUCUAUACAUUCUACUGAAGAAGCAAUCUUGGUUUUCCAGUUAGCCAAAAUAAAAAAAUUCAGAGGAAAAAGUGUGCUUCAAGGUGUAGUGGGUGCAACGAGGCUAAGUUUUAACGCUCAAAUCCCGGAGGUUUUAUCAUUCUGGAAUGAGAUUAUGGUGACUGAUACUCAGUUUGCUGAUGAAGCUGGGUUUAAUAUGAUUGAAAAUUCUGUUGUUUCAGUGUAUGAUGAUUUUAUUAAGAAUCAUCCAAGAAAAACUGUGAAAUCAUUGAAUGAAACGAUUGAGGAUGGAGAUUUUGUUGUUCGAGCGAAGAUAGUUACACUUUUGGAAGAUGAUAGCUGGUGGUACCUAGCUUGCAAGUGCUCUCGUGCAGUUAUGAAUGAGAAUGGGCAUUAUUACUGUUCUGGCUGCUUUAGACUUGUUAAUUAUGUUGCUCCUAGGAUUAAGCUACAAGUCUCUGAUGGGGUAGAUUCUGCUGAUUUUGUGAUGCCCGAUUCAAUUGCUGAAAAUCUGCUAAAGAAAACAUGUAGUCAGAUGCUAAAUGAAGUUGAGGAUCCGAACUGCACUCGUGCUACCACUGUUAUGCAGGAAGGGUUGGUUGGAAGGGAUUUGCUAUUUAAGGUUGAGAAGAAUUUGGUUAAUGUGUACAACUUUGAGGAUCCAUAUACUGUGAAACGUGUUUGUGAUGAUUUUGAUCUUAUGGAAGUGUUUAUGGCAAAUUCAUCUGUUGAGACUCCCAUUAUGGCAAAGUUCCCCAGUUCAUUUUCUGAGUUGAAACUUGAUGAUUAUGAGAUAGAUAUGGAGUUAUUGGGAAGCCCUCCUGAUUUAGUGGUCCCUGUGAUUGUGAAGCCAGCUAUUGAAAGGAGCAGUACAGAAUAUGGUGGUUGCUCAAAAUCAUUCAAGAGAAAGCUAGAGGAUGAAUUUGUUGUGGAGGAAGAAUUUCAGAAUGUGAAGUUUAAGGAGUGCAAGUAUGGAACAGAUUAG
Messenger RNA from Lotus japonicus, 1071 nucleotides. RefSeq lists its product as uncharacterized. The transcript is spliced from 8 exons. Bases 1 to 1071 code for a protein of 356 amino acids. Lineage: Eukaryota; Viridiplantae; Streptophyta; Magnoliopsida; Fabales; Fabaceae. The record is from RefSeq and is a predicted model, not a curated record.